CCAUCUGCAGCAAAGUCUGUACUGAUUCACCACUGGGUGUGCAUGUCUUUCCUGGAUACCGAUAGCAUCAUGACGUCCUCAUAAAAUAUAAAACAAAAUUGGAAUUACAAGAUUUUAAAAUACCAUAAAGAUACCAUAUGAGGGCCACACCUUUCCCUCAUCCGCUUACAAUAUAUAGCCUACCUGGAGGAUUGCUAUGGCAACAGGUUGCCAGUAGCGACGGGGUACCACUACAUCGCUGCCUGUGUGUGUCUGCGGGGAUGAGCCGCGCGCCAGGACGAGAAGACAAGAACACAAGCAGUAUCAGAGGGUGAGGUCUGCCCGGCUCAGUCAGCAAAGACAGAGAAACAACCACUGCGAGGCUUUUUCUGUCAUGAAGUGAGGAGCCCUGCGGACCACAAGGACGCGUCUGUUCGUCGCUGCUUCGGUAAAAGAGCCUGAAAACAGAAAACGUCUACCGGAAUGGAGAGCCACCGCUAACGGAGGUUCCCGAGCUCCCCUGACAACAACAGGUCUUAUCCACUGAGCCCAUCUUCCCCUCCAAAAUCUUUAAGCAACCGACAAAGAGCUGGAGCCGAGACGAUCAAGCAUGGAUGUGCCCAGGAUGGCUGAGGGCCUCUUCAGCAGCACGCUGUCCUCGUCGGGCGGCGGCCAUCAUGUGCCUUCCUACCUGACGCUGGAGCAGAAGGCAGCAUUUGUCUUCGUGCUGCUGCUCUUCAUCUUCCUGGCCCUGCUCAUCGUGCGUUGUUUCCGCAUCCUGCUGGACCCAUACCGCAGCAUGCCCUCAUCCAACUGGACAGACCACACAGAGAAGGACACGUUCGAUUACCGCAUCGUCUGAGGAGCCCCGAGGGUGCACAAAUUGGAAAAACAAAAUAAAUAAAAGACUUAUUUGAUGCUUAAAGAGCACUUUGGCCCUAAGAACAUAUGACUGCUGAUUCACCAGGAAAACAACAGCUUUCAGAAAAUCUUCUGAAAGUUCAGGUGGAAAAAAAAUUUGAAGGCAGAUUGUCGGCGAAAUGAGCACUAACCAGAGUUCAACAGCUUCUCCCUGCCAAAUCAGAAAAUUCUCAACUAUAACAAGACAACCAGAAUUAUGCUAUAAGAUUAUUGAUCAAACCACAAACUACCAUGACCCUCAGUCCAAGUGAUGCACCAGAGCCAGUUACGGUUACCCAUAACUCCCUUUCCCUGCCAUCAGUUCUCUUGUGGACUACCUCGGUCCUCCUCCAUCUCAUGUGUGGAAGACUUUUCUCACAUUUCUCACACAGGGUGGAAUAUUUUUUGAUAUCCAAGCCAGUUGGAUAAUAACAGUGUUUACAUCUUAUCAUGUUUACGUCCUUAGGUUUUUAUUGAUAAUGUAGACAAUCAGUGUUUAAAAUAGUUAGUGAAAAAAUAUUUUGCAGAGUAAAUAGUUAAGGUUGUUGAGGUCUUUUGUUUUUAGCGUAUUUUGUCUUAAUUUGUGGACAGCCACGAGAGGUCCAAAAGACUUUGUAUGACUGAUAUGGUUCAGGUGAAGAGGAGUUUAAUGCCUUAUGUCUUUGUAAGAUGUUCUGAUCUGGUCGUUACUUUCUAGACAGUUAGGUAAGACUGGUAUCGAGGUAAAAUAGCAGGUUAAAUAGUCACAAAGAAGGAAAUUGUAGUGGAAAAGUUCUCCCUUUAAUGCUUUGGAAAGAUGUGGACAGAUAGAUGCCAGCAGUGAGUCGCUAUAACUGUUCUGUGUGUGCGAUAAAAAUUUGUCCUUUCAUUCUUGGAGGGGCACUCAGCGUCGUCUUUAGAUGUCAACAACCAAAAGAGAUAUUGAAGAAAAAAACGUUAACUGUGCUGUACCGUGUGCCUAAUUUGAAAAAAAAAAGGUUAGAUUGAUGUUUUAGGAAAAUGAAAGAAAAUGGGUUCAUAUUUUUGUCUUUAAAUGUAGUUUUUUUUUUGGUGUAGUGCCCAUUUAAAGAAACUUAAACAGCUUUUUACUGCCUGCAGUUGGUAUAUUGACAGUUGGUAUGCCAGAUCUGCAGUGUUGAUGAUGAAGAUGACGAUGCAUUUUCACAUCAAACCCUUUACGAACUGAUGUUGUGGCUCUUUCGUUGGGCAAUUUUUCAACUGUGCGCCUUAUAGUGUAGAUUGUUUACAGUAUCGUAGGUAGCGGAGACACUGGAAAUCAGCCAGUCACUGAUGCAACUGUGUCUUUGCACUUCACGGAGAUGUCAUACAACCCGCUUAAAAGAAAAAAAAACUAUCCCUGCUCUUGGUCCUGUCGGGACAGGAAGUAAUCUCUGACCCUUUCGACGACAUGUGAUGUUCUUGUGAUCUGCUGUGGCCUUUUCCUACCUAUUGCAGAUGUUGUGCUGAGGUGAUGUGUUUUUGGGUUUUUUUCCGCAUGUAUUUCUCGCAGAGUAUCCUCUCCGUGCAUGAUAAAUGGUGAAGUGCUUUAAUCCUGAUGUUGUAGCUGUGGGUCAGUUGCUCAAGCAGCUAUUUCCUGUCUGUACUGGAGCCUUUUAUUUCGAUCUGUUUUUCGCCUGGAGCUGCUGUUCUUUUUGUAAUAAAAAUGAUCAGAGUGCA
This is a messenger RNA of Siniperca chuatsi (mandarin fish), 2556 nucleotides long. RefSeq names its product cortexin-3. The record is from RefSeq and is a predicted model, not a curated record. The coding region runs from base 590 to 841 and encodes 83 amino acids. Lineage: Eukaryota; Metazoa; Chordata; Actinopteri; Centrarchiformes; Sinipercidae. The transcript is spliced from 3 exons.